This is a messenger RNA of Marchantia polymorpha subsp. ruderalis, 3452 nucleotides long. The record is from the annotation of a GenBank genome assembly. Lineage: Eukaryota; Viridiplantae; Streptophyta; Marchantiopsida; Marchantiales; Marchantiaceae.
ACUGAGUGUGGUGAGAAGAAGAGAGUACAGGCGACGACGAUCAGUGGGUCGAGGCGAGAGCAAUGAGUGACGCCCAGACGAGAGGAGACCAGCCGCGAGAGAGGAGCCGAGAGGAUUGCCGAGAGUACGUAGCGAGGGCAGAGCGAUUGAGAAGGAAGGAACGAACGAAGUAAGCGGGAGGCGGAGGGGAUCUGGGAUCAGCGCGAGCGAGAGUCCGAGAGGAAGAGAAGAGGAGGUGAGGAGGUUAUAUGAGACGUAGUAGUGCGCGGUCGAAGAGAAUUCAAUAGAAGGCGAUCGUGCUCAUGAGACGGGGGCGACUUCGCUGGAGCGAACCUUCUGUUUCGUGGAUGCGACCUAUGCGGUCUUUGCUCUGCAGAACUAUAUUUGAACAGACACGAAGGCUGAGAUUUAGACCUGGAGUUGUCAGCCACCAUUUGCGAUGAGGUUUGUCUGCUGCACUGUCUGACCCGGUUCGACAUAACACGCUCCCACACGCGGGUCCUCAAAUUGACUCCCGGAUAGAUACAAUCUUCUUUCAAGUGGCUAUGGUUCUUGUUUCCUGACGCCGAGCUUUGGCGUGCUUCUCUGGUCACAGUUCCAGGUCGAAACACCCGGAGGUGGCCCAUGUGAAUUGUUCCCUCAGUGGCUCCCAACGAUAAGCCUCGACGCGGAUUCCUAUAAGCAAUUUGCGUGGAAUGCUGUUCACGGGACCAUGUGAUGGUCGGGAGGAUCCGUUUGUUUACAUUCUCACCGAAGCGGCUCCUUUGAGUUGAUUCUCUUCCUUCGAAAUGUGUACUUCUCUUUGACACGAUGUAAACAUGACGCCAUCUGCCUUUCCCUCGUCGUAUGGUCACUCUCGGUGGCGGAGGGUGCUCUGCGUUAUCCAAGACUGGAGUGUUUGAGUUUUUUCCUGGCCUUCUGGAAUAGUCCGUCCUCGAUGCCAGUUACUACCUCACGCCGUCAAGUUCACUUUUGUACGGGAAUGAUUCACCUCUUUCCACGGUUUCCGAAUAGUUGUCGUCAAUGCCUGAACUUGCCAUCGGACUACAUAUCCUCAUCCAUGACCAAGUAGUUCGUGACCAAGUAGGGGUGGAAGCGGCGUGAGGCUGUUGUUGGCUGCGCUCACGAAGUGGGUUUCGAUCCUUAUUUGAACAUCCUCAUCUUCUGAAGGCGCAAUCGAGCACCUGUCUUGCAGUGAAGUUUGAAGCAAAACCUGAACAAAAGAGUGCUAGGCUUCGCAUUGUGGCCCUCCUGCUGGAGCUUGCGCGAGCGAGAGAUAGAGAGAUGCAAGUUUCCUCCUCAACUUGUGCGAAGAUCAGGAAAGAUACGUCGACGAGUUCGAGCCAUUGAGAGGAAACUGACCUUUUGAUUUUGACCCACGAGAUUUAUCGUGAUCCUGCUCAAGGCGACUUUAGUUAUCCUGAGUUGUAGUUGUUUCUCAGUUCAACCGAAAGAUUGACGUGCUCAGUGCGAUGGGACCGUUUAGCCGAACGCCACUCGAACUGAGCCAUUGACAUGGUCUGCCGUUCAGGGUUGUCAACUCAAGUGUAGCACGUUCUCCACGCAUCAAGUGGUUCGCGAACGGUUUGCGCUUAGUGGCUUACACAAGUUAAGCGAGUUUGGCUAGCCGAAUACUGUCGUCAGAGUUCGUCGACCAUGAAAGAAAGAAUACAGCAGGUGCUUAGCCCAGAACAUACACAAGGAAUAUUAGGGAAGAAGGCGUCGAGUAAAGCGCUCAAGAGCGACGAUUUUGUUGAGAAUGGUAGACGGUUAGUUGGAGACGGCUUCGCUUUGAACGAGGAUAAACCUGCAGCGAAGAUGCCUGGAGGUCGGCUGAAGGGGGGUUCUUCGACAUUUCACAAGGACCACAAGGAUCAUAAGGACCACAAAGAUACGAAAGAUCACAAGGACUACAAAGAUCAUAAGGAUAACAAGGACGCCAGGGAUUCCAAAGACCAUAAGGAGCAGAAAGAGCACAAGGACCACAAUCACAACAAGGUGCAGGAAGAUGUCUACAAUAAGGCGCCAGAGGCGAACGAGAAUCACGUGAAAGAAGAUGAAGGCGAGGGUCAGAAACGGAGAGCACAAGAUGGGGAGAGAGAGACACUGCUUCAGUGGGGCCAACGGAAGCGACCACGCUACAGAGAGUCUCAAAAUGGGACUCUAAAGACUUCUAUCAGAGCUGACAGACGAGUUGUACGAGCUGAUAAGCAGGUCGCUGCACAGCCCGCCACCCACCCCAGAGGAAACUCUCUGAGACCAUCUAACGUGACCACACAAGAACCUGCUUCCGGAUCUGGAAAGAGGAUUGUUGAAGGAGCUGGUGCCUCUGCGUCCGCGGUACCCAACAGCGACCACAAUCAUGGUCAAACGAGCACGGGACAUUUACGCUCCAGUGCCGCUGAGAAAGAUGAUUCCAGAAAUCAUCAAGUUUUGACUGAAAACCCGGAGAAGGCUUCGGCUUGUCCUGCAAGCACCAGUGGGGUAAAUGGUGGAAAUGCAGCGCCCGCUGCUUUUACCCACGGGCGACCAGAGAAUGACUUCUUCCAGGAAAAGGCUCAACCACCCGAAAAGAUGAACUUGGAUUUUUUCGAAUGGCCGAAAAUCGUCUUGGGUUUGACCAGGAAGGAGAAGGAAGAUGAUUUCUUGACUAUCAAGGGUACAAAACUUCCCCAAAGGCCGAAGAGGAGACCGAAGGCGGUCGAGAAGAAUGUCAAUUUUAUCAGCCCCGGAACAUGGCUGUGUGACUUGACUCGGGAGCGUUACGAAGUCCGAGAGAAGAAAGCCGUGAAGAAGAAACCAAGGGGAUUGAAGGCCAUGGGCAGUGUAGACAGUGACUCUGAGUAAAGGCCAUGUGACCAGAUCCGUCAGAGCAGGAGCUACUGCCGCCGCCUUCUCCUCUCCUUCUUGUUACGUAUUUCCAACCCUGGGGCAUCCAAUAUUGCUCGAAAUUGGGUGCUGCAGAGUUAUUCUUUGUAGAAUACGAGCCCUGUUAUUGAAGCCUGAUAUUAAGGGAGAGUUGAGUAAAUGUCUUGCGAAUUUUAUGAAGGUCUCUCUGCCAACAAAGUUGACCAGGUCACUGCCCUUGUGAGAUAAUCUGUUAACCAACACACGCAAGAACAUUUUUGGUGGACAUAUCGCCUGAUGUCCUCACAUACCAUGACAUUGAUCCUUACUGAGCAUCUGGUAGGUCCUCAACUUGCAUGCAACUGCCUCUUAGAAAGAUAUGGCCACCACUGUCUAGUAGCAAGUCCUCGAAGAUAGUUCAAGAGUAUCUAUUCCUCACUGUGGACAUGUCUGUAGUUAAUCAUCAGAAUCAACCAUGUCAGAUGAUUCUUAGCAUAGAUGUGACGAAGGCAGUAAGGCCGUCAAGACACGUGGUGAUCACGUAACGUGUUCAGGUUUUUUGGUUUCUGAUCUGAGAAAUUCACGAUGAUAGAUACUUUUUUUCA